Vanrija pseudolonga is the source of this 2643-nucleotide messenger RNA. RefSeq lists its product as uncharacterized. The record is from RefSeq and is a predicted model, not a curated record. The coding region runs from base 1 to 2643 and encodes 880 amino acids. NCBI's taxonomy places the organism in Eukaryota, Fungi, Basidiomycota, Tremellomycetes, Trichosporonales, Trichosporonaceae. The transcript has a single exon.
AUGCGCACCAUCCUGCGUACGCUCGUCCAGUCGCACGUCCGUGCAUCGACGGCACCCGACCCCGACCCCGACCCCGACCCGGCAACCCACAUCGAACCCCCUCGCACCCCAACUCCACCUCCUUCAAACGCUGCUACUGCUGGUGGGUCCUCGGUUGGCCGUCUGUCGUCGAGAGGUUCGAGUGUCAGAAGACUCUGGGAGUUGUUCGACGGUGACAGCCCCGAGGGCCGUGACCGCGCAGAGUUUCGCGUGCACCGAUUCUUCGGUAUUAUGCGCCAUAAUAUGAGGGAAAAGAAGGAGAACAUCAUUCUCGAGCAGAUUCAUAGGGCAGAGCGCGAGGCGGCAGUGGCCAAAGCGGCUGAAGAGGCAGCCAAAAACCCCCCACCCACAAUGUUCGAGCAGGUUUCGCGCGUCGUCACGGUCCCGGCCGCCUGGCUUGGCGGUGUCUUCAAGCGCACGGCGGCGAUCGACACGUCGUCUUCGUGGACCGACUCGACCGACACGGACGCUGACAACGGGAUCGACGCCGCCGCCAACAACAGCAACACUGAGGGCGACGCCACCGCCCCCACCGCCCUCGACGACAACGCGAAUGUCACCACCGAGUCGAACGGCGACACCCCCAAGGACGACGGCACGCGCGGCCACGUGGACGCAGGUCCUGUCGCGUCUGGCUCGGGCACCACGUCGCCAGACAACACUGCCAAGAUCAUCAAGUUGCGCACCAAGAGCGAGCUCGCGACCGCCACCGACGGUGACGAGUUCGCCGCCGGCACCACCUCGGACGUCGCCCCGGCCGGCUCGGAGCUCGCCGUCACCGGUGGCGCCGCCAAGUUCAUCCCCGUUCUUGCCUGGCACAACGACGCUACCGCUCUCAGCGCGACUAUCAACGGCGCCGAGGUCACGACUGCCCCCAAGCUCACAACCACCACCCCGGAGGCCGGUCCUUCCGCCGUGGCGGAGGCCGUCGUGGACGCCACCACCUCCGCGGUCCCCGAUGUCGUCAACCCCUCCAACGAGGUGACCAAGACCCCCACCCGCCCCGUCUCCGAGCUCACCGUCUCCGAGCUCACCGACGCCGAGUACGACGCCGCCGCCAAGAUCGGCCUCGAGGUCCACGCUUUCCCCCUCGGGGACCGCCAGACCACCGACACCACCGCCGUCGCGGUGGCCCCCCACCCCAAGACAUUCGCCGAGGACGAGGACGAGACCGACCCAUUUAACCUGACCAAGAUUCGUGCUCGCAAGUCUACGUCCGAGUCCGAGCACUCCACCUUCGGCCGCUACAUCAACCACACAUACAACCCGAAGGCCAACAACCCCUUUGAGCGCAAGCAGCCCAGGACGACCAAGCCUCCUAAGACCACCAAGAAGGCCUCCGCUGACCGCCGCCCCGCCAGUUUCCAUGGCGAGAUCGCACCCUCGUGGAACUUCAGCGACGACGACGAGCCAGCCCCCGUUCGCAGCUACACCCCGACGCAGCUGCCGAGCCGCGUGCUCCCCCCUCCGCCGACUCUGCCCGCCUCGAUGCUCGCGGAGCGCGACGCGCCGCCCACCCCUCGCCUCCGUCCGGUCGGCCGUAUCCGUUCCGCGUCGCGCUCGUCCAUCCGCACCACCAUCGACGGCGACGACGGCGAGGUCGUCCGCCGCCCCGCGACUCCCACCAACGAGACCCCCGUGAACCCAGGCGACCGUCCUGUCGUCCCCCUCGCCGCGACACUCUUCACGAACCACCGCCGCGGGCCUAGUAUCCUCACGACCCGCGAGCUGAACACCCUGUUCGCCGACUUCAUCUACAACACGCCGCUCGAGGUGCUCGACAACGCCGCGGCGGACCGCGUCUCCAACAUCACCCCGGUCGGCCUGGGCCGCCCACCGCGCUGGAGCCACGUCGGGCGCAAGGGCAACGCCGACGCGCUCGACGUGCCCGAGCUGCAGCUCACCGUGCCCACGCCGCGCACCGAGGCCGACCCCGGCCCCGGCUCGCCCAUGUCGGAGUUUGGCCUGAGUGAGGUUGAGAAGCAGUUGCGCCAGCAGGGGCUCCGCAACACGCUGGCACCUUGGGACCGUGUCGACGUCGACAAGGAGGAGGGCACCAUCUCGUGCGGUGUUGUCGCGACCCGCGGCCCCCGCGUCUCGUUCUCGCAUGUGCGCACCCUUACCGUCCCGGGCACCGACAACGGCCCCAUGGCGCCUCCCGUCCGUCUUCGCCGCGCGACCAUCUCGCACGUCGACCGCCGCGGCGUGGACCGCCUGUCCAUCUCCGACGCCGAUAACAACCACUCCCUCGCGCACCCCCUCGCGCUCCCCGUCGUCCAGCCCCGCGCGCGCGUGUCCUUCCCGCCCGACCUCGUGACGGCCACCCACCCAGCCGCGAGAACCUCGACGCUCAAGUCGUUCCACUCGGAGGACAAGGAGUGGAAGUACACCUUCAAGGGCAAGGUGCGCAACGCGUUCCGCGCGCUGCGCAAGUGGGUCAAGGCCCGCGCGCGUCAGUUUGGAGCGGGGGCCAAGGACGCGUGGCGCAAGUUUGUGUGCUGCCCUUACGAGGACGAGGACGAGCUCGACGUGCUCGAGCAGGGACAGGGGCAGGCACAGCAGGUUGUUCGCGGCGCGGCGGUGCGCGCCGCCGUGGGAGCGUAA